Molecule: messenger RNA, 3725 nt
Organism: Chanos chanos (milkfish)
Lineage: Eukaryota; Metazoa; Chordata; Actinopteri; Gonorynchiformes; Chanidae
Gene: txnrd3
Product: thioredoxin reductase 3
Exons: 16
Coding region: 288-2090 (600 amino acids)
Biological process (GO): cellular response to oxidative stress; glutathione metabolic process; cell redox homeostasis
Cellular component (GO): mitochondrion; cytosol
Molecular function (GO): glutathione-disulfide reductase (NADPH) activity; thioredoxin-disulfide reductase (NADPH) activity; flavin adenine dinucleotide binding
Source: RefSeq, a predicted model, not a curated record
GGCCAGUGGUAGAUAGAAGAGCUAUCAUGCGGACAAGCAAUUUAUGAUGUUUACGAUCUGCAAUUUUGAAGGUUUCGUCGCCGUAUGAGUUUGGCCGCGUGAUUGGGUAUACUGUGAAUAGCGGACAGCACUCCAGCUCAACAUCGCAACAUAACUCGUGUGGCGGAAGAUUGAUUCCUCUCCAAGUCUAGAGAAUUCGAGGAGUAUCGCUAGCCAUAGCCGGCUAGCCGCCUUGGCUAACUUGAACCGACGGCAACAUAGACGGGAGACGUCUAUCCAGCUAAGCCAUGCCGCCUAUAGAGAAUGACGUCGGGCGAGAGCAAAUUAAAUCUCGAAUAAAGGAGCUCAUCGAUACGAAUCCGGUGUUAAUAUUCAGUAAAAGUUACUGUCCGUACUGUGUGACGGUGAAGGAUCUCUUCAAAGAGCUGAACGUGAAAUGCAACGCUGUAGAACUGGAUUUGAUGGAGGAUGGAGCCCACUACCAGGAGCUGCUGCUGGAGAUGACUGGGCAGAAGACUGUCCCCAGCGUCUUCGUCAACAAGAAACACAUCGGCGGCUGCGACAAAACUGUGCAGGCCCACAGAGAUGGCCUUCUUCAGCAGCUGUUGAGUGGGGAGGCGGAGACAUACGACUAUGACCUCGUUGUCAUCGGUGGAGGGUCCGGAGGUCUGGCCUGCUCUAAGGAGGCAGCGAUGCUUGGGAAAAAGGUCAUGGUUUUGGACUAUGUCGUACCCACGCCCAAAGGCACCACAUGGGGCCUGGGUGGCACUUGUGUGAAUGUUGGCUGUAUCCCGAAAAAGCUGAUGCACCAGACAGCCCUGCUGGGCACUGCCAUGGAGGACGCCCGUAAAUUUGGCUGGGAAUUCGGUGAGGCAGUGACUCAUAACUGGGAGACGAUGAAAACGGCAGUGAGUAACUACAUUGGCUCUCUGAACUGGGGCUAUCGUGUGUCACUACGGGACAAGAAUGUCAACUAUGUCAACGCUUAUGCUGAGUUUGUGGAGCCGCACAAAAUCAAGGCGACAAACAAACGAGGCAAAGAAACAUUCUACACAGCUGCCAAAUUUGUCUUGGCAACGGGAGAGAGACCUCGUUACCUGGGUAUCCCAGGAGACAAGGAGUACUGCAUCACCAGUGAUGACCUGUUCUCUCUGCCGUACUGUCCUGGUAAGACCCUGGUGGUUGGAGCAUCCUAUGUGGCUCUGGAGUGCGGGGGUUUUCUGGCGGGUCUGGGUCUGGACGUUACCGUGAUGGUACGGUCCAUCCUGCUGCGUGGUUUCGACCAGGACAUGGCCAACAGGGCCGGCGAGUACAUGGAGACCCACGGUGUCAAAUUUAUUAGGAAGUUUGUUCCCAUCAAGGUGGAACAGCUGGAGCAGGGCACUCCAGGCAGGCUGAAGGUGACGGCCAAGUCCACAGAGAGUGAUGAGAUCAUCGAGGGAGAAUACAACACCGUGUUGAUAGCCGUCGGUCGUGACGCCUGCACAGGAAAAAUCGGUUUGGACAAGGCAGGGGUCAAGGUCAACCCAAAGAACGGGAAGAUCCCGGUGAACGACGAAGAGCAGACCAACGUUCCUCACAUCUAUGCCAUCGGAGACAUUCUGGAAGGCAAAUGGGAACUCACGCCUGUCGCCAUCCAGGCUGGGAAACUGCUGGCCCGCAGGCUGUUCACCGGGUCAUCCAUCAAGUGUGAUUACGUGAACGUGCCCACCACAGUAUUCACCCCUCUGGAGUACGGCUCCUGUGGACUGUCAGAGGAGAAGGCUGUGGAGAUCUAUGGAGAGGACAACAUUGAGGUCUACCACAGCCUGUUCUGGCCUCUGGAAUACACCGUUCCCAGCAGAGACAACAACAGGUGCUACGCCAAGAUCAUCUGCAAUAAACUGGACAGUGAGCGUGUGGUUGGCUUCCAUUACCUGGGACCAAAUGCUGGUGAGGUAACCCAGGGCUUUGGAGCGGCAAUGAAAUGUGGAAUUGUCAAGAACCAGCUGGACAACACCAUUGGGAUCCACCCCACCUGCGCCGAGAUCUUCACCACCAUGGAGGUGACGAGGAGAUCAGGUGCUGACAUCAGUCAGGCGGGCUGCUGAGGUUAAACCCUGCUCGUUUAGCGGGCUGUCCUGUCCCUAACUCCUCCUCUUCCUCAGUCUCUCUCUCACCUCCCUCUCUGGCCCCACACCAGGGAGCACCUUGCAGAACCUCCCCUUCUCUCCCUUAGGUGAAAUCACACAAAGAGACAACAGAAAAAUAACAGACCUCUGAUGUACGCAUUAGAUUUAAUUACAUCUGUAAUGUCUCUUGAAAGGCAUUCUGGAGGCCAGUUUUACUUUUGACCAGUAAAGAUCUAUCAAGGUCUAGAGAGGUCAUAAUGCUCAGAGGUUUUCCUCAUGAUUCAGUCUCUUCAAAAAAAAAAAAAAGACCUAUAAAAGUCCUUUGAACAUCCAUAGGAAAUGGACUUAAUCCAAGACUAUUAAACAGGAAAACAGUUUUUAGAGGCUGGCCUUAAAGAAAACCUGAAGAGAUGGUGGCCUCUCUGGACCUGGGACAGUGCAGUUAUUGUAGAGGUGAGGUGAGCUGAGCUGAUGGGACAGCCUGUUAAACAGCGGGGUUACUCUGCUCAUGUCUAAAAUCAUCUGUGUCUAAGUCAGAGUGCACUCAUCUUCUGUGUGUGUGUGUGUGUGCGCCUAUCUCUCUCUCACACACACACACACACACACACACACACUCUCUAACAUGCAGUGCUUUAUGACGUUUUAGCCCUUAACCCAAUGUUUGUGGUGGGCUAGGACCGAUGUUCCUCUGAACUUAGACUCAACGGAGAUAAAACCAAAAAAAAAAAAAAAAAAACCCCACCUGCGUCCAAAAAAUCUCACACACACACACACACACACACACACAAACAUUGGCCAGGCCCUCUCUGCUGUGUCCACACAACCAGGAUCAUUCAACCUUCUCAACCUGAAGGGUCUUUAACCAUGUGACUUUUCUUUGAUUAGAUGUAUGUGGGUUGUUUUUCUUUUCUUUUUCUUUUCUUUUCAUUGUGCACUGCCUUUGCUUUGUCAUAACAACAACUGGCAUCAACCUACCAACAUUCCAGUCAGGGCUCCUACUCUCAAAAGCACUUGGUUUUGUUUUGGGUUUUUUUUUUUGUGUGUGUGUUUUUGUUAGUAGAAAUAAGUAUGUGUUCACAUGUAUCAUUGACCAGGCUCUGAGUAGUCUGUAGAAAGACAGUUCGACUGUUUUAAAAGGACAGCUCUUCCUGUCUGCUCUACCCCAAAUGUGAGCAGAUUUGCAUAUAGAUUAGGGGGAAAAAAACCUCUCAUGUCAGGUCUUUAAUCUUUAUAAAUUAUACAAAGAGUUUUAUAGAUUCACCAUCUCUGCUGGUUUGUGUUGCCUCAAAAUGCACUUAGUUAAGGCAAUAUUAAUGCAUACAUCCAUAUGUUUGUUGCUAUUUGAAAGUUAUUUUCAGUUAUAAAUUAAUACUUGUUUGUAAGUAUCAGUUUUUGAUUUCUGUUUAUUUGCGUUCUGACGUAUGGUUGCGUGUGUAUGAUAUCGCUGAUCCCGUAGACCCUUUUGGUUUGUCUGUAACAGUAUUUAAAAGUCUCAGUUUCUGUUGUCACACUGUCACUAAGUAACGAGGCCAGCUGAACGAACAAAUGAACGUUUCCCUGGUAUCGUUUGUUUUCAGAGUAAUUCUCUCAAAGAACUUUAAUAAAACUAUGUAC